This is a messenger RNA of Haemorhous mexicanus (house finch), 1911 nucleotides long. It is a transcript of the gene RHBG, whose product is annotated as Rh family B glycoprotein. Gene Ontology annotation, biological process: ammonium homeostasis; ammonium transmembrane transport. Gene Ontology annotation, cellular component: plasma membrane. NCBI's taxonomy places the organism in Eukaryota, Metazoa, Chordata, Aves, Passeriformes, Fringillidae. The record is from RefSeq and is a predicted model, not a curated record. The transcript has 10 exons. Gene Ontology annotation, molecular function: ammonium channel activity. The coding region runs from base 128 to 1504 and encodes 458 amino acids.
UCCCGGCAGUCCCUUCGAGGUGAGGAGAACCUGGCAGCCGCCCUGGCAGGAGGAGUUUGCAGCCCCAGCGUGGCUCUCCCCAUGCGCCCCCUUUGCAGGGCUUCACCUGCCCCGGCUGUCCCCCGACAUGUCUGAGCACGCAGCCGCCUCCAGGCUGCGGCUCUCGGGGCUGUGCUUCCUCCUGCAGAUCCUCCUCAUCCUCCUCUUCGCCGUGUUCGCGCGGUACAGCCCCGAGGGCAGCCCCGGGCCGUGCCCCCCGCAGCUGAACUGCAGCCGGAGGAGCCCGGACUCGGCUUUCCAGCAGCCCCCAGGGAUUCAGGAUGUCCGCGUCCAGGUGCUCCUCAGCUUUGGGCUGCUGGUGGCCUUCCUCAGCCGCUAUGGGCCGGGCAGUGCUGCCAUCAGCAUCCUCAUCACAGCCUUCUCCAUCCAGUGGGCUGUUCUCAUCCAGGGCAUGCUUUACUUCUUCCUCAACGGCAAAAUUUACGUGGGAGCUCAGAGCAUGGUCAGUGCUGACUUGUGCACCGCAGCUGUUCUGAUCUCCACUGGAGCUGUCCUAGGCAGGGUAAACCCUGUGCAGAUGCUGCUGCUGGCCCUGCUGGAGGUCACCCUGUGCACUCUCAAUGAAUACAUCCUGCUCACUCUCAUGGGGGUGAGCGACAGUGGAGGCUCCUUGACCAUCCACACCUUUGGUGCUUAUUUUGGCCUGAUGGUUUCACGGGUCCUGUACCAGCCCCACAAGGACAAGAGGAAGAGGGAAGAGCAGCAGGAUAAGGGGCACCAGAUGGAUGUCCUUGCUGUGGUUGGAACCAUCUACCUGUGGAUCUUCUGGCCCAGCUUCACCUCCACCACCACUGUCCACCACAAUGCAGAGAACUGGGCAGUGCUCAACACCUACUUUUCACUGGUGGCAAGCACCAUGUCCACCUUCAUCCUCUCUCCUGUCCUCUACGAGGAGGGCACCCCAAGGAUGGUUCAGAUCCAGGAUGCCACCCUGGCUGGCCUGGCCGUGAUGGGCAUGGCCGGGGAGAUGCUGCUCACCCCCUUUGGGGCCCUCAUCGCUGGGCUUCUGGUUGGCCUCAUCUCCCCCCUUGGCUUCAGAUUCUUCACGCCCGUGCUGCACUCCAGGCUGAAAAUCCAGGACACCUGUGGGGUCCACAACACCCACGGGCUGCCCGGGGUGCUGGGGGCCUUGCUGGGCACGCUGCUGACCCUGCUGGCCACUGCAGACACUUUUGGUUACAGGCUGGAGCUUGUGUUCCCACUGGUGGCCCAGGGCAGCCGGACAGUCACUGACCAAGCAUUCAUCCAGCUCAGUGCCCUGCCCCUCACCCUGCUGCUGGCAACGCUCGGGGGCUGCUUCACCGGAGCCGUCCUGAAAAUCAAGGUGCUGAGGUGCUGCCCGGCCGCGCAGUGCAAGGAGAACCCCGGCUUGCGGGAGGUGGCUGAGGAAGGAUCUGACCCCAGUGCAAGUGACAAGGAGCUGGGCAUCAGCACCUUGGUGUAAUGACCCCAAACCCCCCGAGGUCCUGCACCACCAGGGGUCUGCCAUGGCCAGUGCUGGCUUCUGGUAGCCUGAACCCCCCAGCAGGAGCCAGCUGCUGGUCCCAAACGUUUUGGGAGCAGCUGGGUGUCCUCAGGCGUUUGCAGGGUGAGGAGGUGCUGCAGUAUCCCUGUGCUUGCUGUAGGAGCUGCCAGGGUCACCUCAGGGUGUCCAGGCUUGGCUCAGCCACUUCCUCUCCCUGCUCCUUGCCUCAGUUUCCCCAUCAGCUGCUCUCUAGAGGAAGGCAAUGGGGAGAGGAGGGAUGACUGUGUUGGGGAAUGGGCCCAGGAGGCUGAACAGAGAGCAGCAAAGACUUUGUACAGACACUUGUGCACACAGCAAUUAAAAUAUAUGGAGUUUUUGUAACUUCA